This is a messenger RNA of Durusdinium trenchii, 611 nucleotides long. The record is from the annotation of a GenBank genome assembly. Lineage: Eukaryota; Dinophyceae; Suessiales; Symbiodiniaceae.
AUUUUGGCCUAGCUGAUUGCUAGCCAUAGAUUGGGUUGCAAGGAUGGCGCCUCGAGGAUCGCGGCUACGGUCCUUUCUAGUCCUGGCGAUUGCAGUCAUUCAGGUCCUGCCACCACAGAGUCGUCUUACUUUCACGCCCAGCCGAAACCAAGGAUGGGGCCAGGCUGGGCGCACCACAGUGGCCAGAGCUGCUGUGUUGGACGUAACGACGGCAGAGGAGCUUGAUGAGGCCAUUGCAAGAACUGCUCGUGAGGAGCCCAAUGUAUUGAUUGUCGGCUAUUCCACGACUUGGUGUGGUCCUUGCAAGCUCAUGGAUCCCAAGGUGAAGGAGCUUAGCGAGACCUUUGAGGGAAAGGCGUCUUUCCUCAAGGUGAUGGGAGACAAGGACGCAGCUCGAAUGCAAAUCAUGAAGCGAGAACAAGUCAGAACAGUACCUCUCUACCAGAUUUACAAGGAUGGUCAGAAAGUAGGCAGUGUGUCUGGUGCAGACGCAGAACGCUUGACCAGCAAAAUUGAGCAGCACACAGGAAUGAAGGCGACUGAGCCUAGCAAUAGUUGACGCCGCGUGAUCUCACAGGCUGAAGGGACAUGCGACAAUACUUAGAUUUGGG